GGCCACCGACCACCUCACAAAGCGGCGACCGUUCGCGCGAGGCCGAGUGGGGCGGGGCGGGGCCGACCCCUUCCCGCUGCGAGUGUGGUCCCCCGCGUGCUCCCUCCCCGCGCCCAGGGCGGCCGGCAGGGGGCGCUGCGCCACGGGGCCGGGCCGUCGGCGGUGGCAGCGAGGCGGCGCGUGGCCCGCAGGCGGCGCUGCCCGGCUCGGCCUCGGCCUCGGCCUGCGCGGCGGCGGCGGCGGCGGCGGCGGCGGCAGUAGCGGCGGCGGCCUGGGCCCGGGCGCGGCGGCGGCAGUGGGGCCUGGAGCCGGAUCUAAGAUGGCAGCGGCGGCGGCGACGGCGGGGCCGGGCGCGGGCAUUAUGGUGACGGCGGGCGCCGGCGUCGUGGGGCCCUGCGCGACUGUGUCGGUGUUCUCCGGCACCCGCCUCCUCACCAUUGGCGACGCGAACGGCGAGAUCCAGCGGCACGCGGAGCAUCAGGCGCUGCGCCUCGAAGUGCGCGCCGGCCCGGAGUCGGCGGGCAUCGCCCUCUUCAGCCAUGAAGAUAUAUGUGUAUUCAAGUGCUCGGUGUCCCGUGAGACGGAGUGCAGCCGCGUGGGCAAGCAGUCUUUCAUCAUCACCCUGGGCUGCAACAGCGUCCUCAUCCAGUUCGCUACACCCAAUGAUUUCUGUUCCUUCUACAACAUCCUGAAAUCCUGCCGGGGCCAUACCCUGGAACGGUCGGUGUUCAGCGAGCGGACGGAAGAGUCCUCUGCCGUGCAGUAUUUCCAGUUUUAUGGCUACCUGUCCCAGCAGCAGAACAUGAUGCAGGACUAUGUGCGGACAGGCACCUACCAGCGUGCGAUACUGCAGAACCACACGGACUUCAAGGACAAGAUUGUUCUUGAUGUUGGCUGUGGCUCUGGAAUCCUGUCAUUUUUUGCCGCCCAAGCUGGAGCCAGGAAGAUCUACGCGGUGGAGGCCAGCACCAUGGCUCAGCACGCCGAGGUCUUGGUGAAGAGUAACAACCUCACCGACCGCAUCGUGGUCAUCCCCGGGAAGGUAGAAGAGGUCUCGCUCCCUGAGCAGGUGGAUAUCAUUGUCUCGGAGCCCAUGGGCUACAUGCUCUUCAAUGAGCGCAUGCUCGAGAGCUACCUCCACGCCAAGAAGUACCUGAGGCCUGGUGGAAACAUGUUCCCUACCAUUGGUGAUGUCCACCUCGCGCCCUUCACGGAUGAACAGCUCUACAUGGAGCAGUUCACUAAGGCCAACUUCUGGUACCAGCCAUCUUUCCAUGGAGUGGACCUGUCAGCCCUCCGAGGUGCCGCUGUGGAUGAGUAUUUCCGGCAGCCUGUAGUGGACACAUUUGACAUCCGGAUCCUGAUGGCCAAGUCUGUCAAGUACACGGUGAACUUCUUAGAAGCCAAAGAAGGGGAUUUGCACAGGAUAGAAAUCCCAUUCAAAUUUCACAUGCUGCAUUCCGGGCUGGUUCACGGUCUGGCUUUCUGGUUUGACGUCGCAUUCAUUGGCUCCAUAAUGACUGUGUGGUUGUCCACGGCCCCGACGGAGCCCCUGACCCACUGGUACCAGGUCCGGUGCCUGUUCCAGUCACCACUGUUUGCCAAGGCUGGGGACACGCUCUCAGGGACAUGUCUGCUUAUUGCCAACAAAAGACAGAGCUAUGACAUCAGUAUUGUGGCCCAGGUAGACCAGACGGGCUCCAAAUCCAGUAACCUCCUGGAUCUGAAAAACCCCUUCUUCAGAUACACAGGCACGACACCCUCACCCCCACCUGGCUCCCACUACACAUCCCCCUCAGAGAACAUGUGGAACACAGGCAGCACCUACAACCUCAGCAGUGGGAUGACCGUGACUGGGAUGCCAACUGCCUACGACCUGAGCAGUGUUAUCUCUGGCGGCUCCAGUGUGGGCCACAACAAUCUGAUUCCUUUAGCCAACACGGGGAUUGUCAAUCACACCCACUCCCGGAUGGGCUCCAUAAUGAGCACAGGGAUUGUCCAAGGGUCCUCCGGCACCCAAGGCGGCAGUGGCGGAGGCUCCAGCGCCCACUAUGCAGUCAACAGCCAGUUCACCAUGGGCGGCCCUGCCAUCUCCAUGGCCUCACCCAUGUCCAUCCCAACCAACACCAUGCACUACGGGAGCUAGGCCCCUCCAGUGGGGAAUGGACUGACAGCACCAGGAAACCAAAUGAAGACCCUGCCCACCCAUCCCUCUGCCCGGGCGGCUUUCACCCUGUACUGGAGAAGCCCAAACACCAGUCACAGUCCUCUUUGCUAUGGGAACUUGGACACUUUUUUACACAACAUUGCUGCCGCCGCUCCCACCCCACCAUCCACCACAUCUUGGCUCUGAGCGCGUGUCGCUGCCAUAUUUUACACAAGAUCAUGUUGUGGGAGCCCUGUUCCCCCCUCCUGCCCUCUCCAUCCUGACCUGGACUUAACAUCUAAUGGAACAGGCGUGUCCAGGCCUGACAGCUGCAGGCCCUGCUGGCAGGUGGCAGGGAGCAACUAGCCCCGCCCAGUUCCCUGGCGCCUGCCCUCCCUUGCCUAUCUCCAGUGGGAAGGCAGUCCUAGCUAGAUGGGGCCUCCCCUUCAACUACCAGGCGUUGGUCACAAUGGGCGUGACAUGCUGCUUUUUUUAAUUUUAUUUUUUUACAAAAAGAACCAGUGUCAAUCCACAGACCCUCUGAAAAAACCAGGCCGGCCGGGCCGAGCCAGCAGCCCCUGUCCCCAGCUCAGAGGCUCGGUGGUGAGGGGUGGCCCUGCCAGGUCUUCAGGACAAGGUGGGGCCAGGCUUGUGUAGCCCCACAGGCCCCUCUCACAAAAGGGUUCACCUCACACUUGAAUGUACAACCCACCCCAGCUGUUGGGAAGGCCCUCCGUCCAGCCCCUGCCUCUUGCUGCUGUCCUGUCCCUGAGCCUGUCUGGGUCCCCCUGCCAAGAGCUAGAAUAGGAGGCCUGUGGGCCUGGAGGGGAGGAGGGUCCCUGUCAGCCACUGGGGCAGACACAGAGAAACCUCAAGGACAUGUCAUGGAAGGCGUCCUUUCUCCUUGUAGCUGACAUUAGGCCUGUGUAUUUCCCUCCGUAUUUGUAGAUGCUCCAGUCCCUACUAUGAUGAUGGCAUUUUGGUCCCUUCUCAGUCUGGGAAGGGGCCUUGCAGGGAUAUUUCCCUCAAAAAAAAAAAAAAAAAAGAAAAAACAAAAUAAACAA
This is a messenger RNA of Myotis daubentonii (Daubenton's bat), 3210 nucleotides long. It is a transcript of the gene CARM1, whose product is annotated as coactivator associated arginine methyltransferase 1. Gene Ontology annotation, biological process: peptidyl-arginine methylation, to asymmetrical-dimethyl arginine; chromatin remodeling. The record is from RefSeq and is a predicted model, not a curated record. NCBI's taxonomy places the organism in Eukaryota, Metazoa, Chordata, Mammalia, Chiroptera, Vespertilionidae. Gene Ontology annotation, molecular function: histone H3R2 methyltransferase activity.